AUGCGCGAAUUGUUGUUGCUCGUGGUUAUCGCUGGAGUGGCUUUGGCGGUUGCGAAAUACUCUUGCCGCGUCCUCUUUGAACCCUUAUUUCUCUUUAAAUUAUCAAUCCAUCUCUGUUCCCUAUCUAUCUAUCUAUCUAUCUAUCUAUCUAUCUAUCUAUCUAAGUCUUUUAUCUAUCUAAGUCUUUUAUCUAUCCAAGUCUCUUACGUAUCUAUCUAUUUAUCUAUCUCAGUUUUAUCUAUCUAUCUAUCUAUCUAUCUAUCUAUCUAUCUAUCUAUCUAUCUGUCCGUCUGUCUGUCAUAUGAAUGGUAUUUUAUGUCGUGGAAGGAAAGAUGGAAAUCUAUCUAUCUAUCUAUCUAUCUAUCUAUCUAUCUAUCUAUCUAUCUAAUUCUUUUAUCUAUCCCAGUCUUUUACGUAUCUAUCUAUUUAUCUAUCUCAGUUUUAUCUAUCUAUCUAUCUAUCUAUCUAUCUAUCUAUCUAUCUAUCUAUCUAUCUAUCGGCCGAAACGUUUCUUUUUUCCUUUCUUUCUGUCUUUCCUAUAAUGACUGUUCUCUCUUUUCAUUAAACUACACUCUUUUUUCAUUCUUUCUCUUUUUAUUCUUUAUUAAUUUUAUUAUUCUUUCAUAUAGUUAUUACUUUUUUUACUAUUAUUUCCUAUCUUCUUUUCUCCUUAAUAUUCUUCCCUCUUUUCUUUUUCUCAUUCUUCUUUGUUCCUUCCUUCUUUGUACCUUCCUUCUUUGUUCCUUCCUUCUUUGUAAUUUCCUUCUUUGUUCCUUCCUUCAUUUCACUAUCAGUCACUUUUUAUUUCUCUCAUUCCUACAGUCUAAGUUUUCUAUUUUCGUAAAACUUGCCAUUUUCUCUUUUUGUGGGAAACAUGGCUACUUCUUCCCUCCAUUCCAUUUUCCGUUUUUAUCUACCAAUUUUAAAAUUCUCCCUUCCUUUUUUCCUUCUUUUUCACUUUUAAUUUCCUUCCUGCCUUCCUUUCUACUUUCAUUUUCACUUUUACUUUCUUUCCGUGAUUCCUUGCUUCAUUUUGGCUUUAAAUUCUUUCCUUUCUUCUUUUCUUCAUUCAUUGAUCCUUUUCUUUUCACUUUUAAUUUCUCUCUUUCCUUUUCGAUUUUAAUUCAGUUCAUUCUUUCCUUCCAUUUCGCUUUUAAUUUACUUCCCUUCCUUCCUUUCUGA
Messenger RNA from Acanthosepion pharaonis, 1182 nucleotides. NCBI's taxonomy places the organism in Eukaryota, Metazoa, Mollusca, Cephalopoda, Sepiida, Sepiidae. The record is from the annotation of a GenBank genome assembly.